Molecule: messenger RNA, 915 nt
Organism: Orycteropus afer afer
Lineage: Eukaryota; Metazoa; Chordata; Mammalia; Tubulidentata; Orycteropodidae
Gene: LYL1
Product: LYL1 basic helix-loop-helix family member
Biological process (GO): regulation of transcription by RNA polymerase II
Molecular function (GO): protein dimerization activity; RNA polymerase II cis-regulatory region sequence-specific DNA binding; DNA-binding transcription factor activity, RNA polymerase II-specific
Source: RefSeq, a predicted model, not a curated record
AAGCCCAGGCACUCACCAGGCGGUAGGACCAGCACUGGGGUAAGCACCCCCUCGGGGUCCAUGUGCCCACCCCAGGCACAGACAGAGGUGGGCCCCACCAUGACCGAGAAGGCAGAGAUGGUGUGUGCCCCCAGCCCAGCGCCCACCCCACCCCCUGAGUCAGCCUCGCCUGGGCCACUGAAGGUGGAAGAGGUGGGCCACCCCCUAGGUUCCUCACCCCACAGGCUACCCCCGGGGGUGCCAGUGAUCAGCCUGGGCCACACCAGGCUCCCAGGGGCAGGCGUGCCCACCACGGAGCUGACUGCCCUUCGGCCCCCUCUGCUGCAACUCUCUGCCCUGGGAACUGCCCCACCCCCCCUGGCCCUGCAUUACCACUCUCACCCCUUCCUCAACAGCCUCUACAUUGGGCCAGCAGGACCUUUCAGCAUCUUCCCCAGCAGUCGGCUGAAACGGAGACCAAGUCACUGUGAGCUGGACCUGGCUGAGGGUCACCAGCCCCAGAAGGUGGCUCGGCGCGUGUUCACCAACAGCCGCGAGCGCUGGCGGCAGCAGAACGUGAACGGCGCCUUCGCUGAGCUCAGGAAGCUGCUGCCGACGCACCCGCCCGACCGGAAGCUGAGCAAGAACGAGGUGCUCCGCCUGGCCAUGAAGUACAUCGGCUUCCUGGUGCGGCUGCUGCGGGACCAGGCGGCCGCUCUAGCCUCAGGCCCCGCCCCGCCCGGGCCCCGCCGACGGCCGGCGCAUCGCGACGGGGAUGACACCCGCCGGGGGCCAGGACGCAGGGCCGAGUUGGUGGCGCGCCCGCAGCCAGCGCCCCCCGCCGGCCCCGACGCCUGCCCUGUGGGGCCGGCGCGGCCCAUCAAGACAGAGCGGGGGCUGCCGGAGCCGGCGGCCGUCGGCCCAGAGGUGCGGUGA